GGCCUCAUGAAAUUGAAAGAAAGUGCGAAAAAGCGGAAAGGUCGAGGAUUCAUUGCUGAUAGCGUCAAUACAGGAAAAGAAGGAUUCGAAAGCAUUCCCACUGAUAAUGACACUGGUCCAGGACCCCAGAGAUCCAUUGAGGGAUGGAUUUUAUUCAUCCGUAAUGUUCACGAAGAGGCAACCGAAGAGGACAUACGAGAUAAAUUUUGCGAGUAUGGGGACAUAAAAAAUAUCCACCUUAAUCUUGAUCGUCGUACCGGUUACUUAAAGGGAUACGCGCUUGUGGAGUAUGAAAUGUUCAAAGAAGCACAGACUGCCAUGGAGCAACUGAAUGGAAGUGAACUGCAUGGCCAAAAAAUCCGUGUUGAUUGGGCAUUUACGAAAGGCCCGAGUGCAAAUAAACCACCAACUCGUCACCGAACUCGCGCCCAUAGCCGAAGUAGAAGUCGUUCCGGCGACGGAGCAAGACGUUGA
Molecule: messenger RNA, 474 nt
Organism: Echinostoma caproni
Lineage: Eukaryota; Metazoa; Platyhelminthes; Trematoda; Plagiorchiida; Echinostomatidae
Source: the annotation of a GenBank genome assembly